Ostrinia furnacalis (Asian corn borer) is the source of this 1906-nucleotide messenger RNA. RefSeq names its product UDP-glucuronosyltransferase 1-7C-like. The record is from RefSeq and is a predicted model, not a curated record. Gene Ontology annotation, molecular function: UDP-glycosyltransferase activity. NCBI's taxonomy places the organism in Eukaryota, Metazoa, Arthropoda, Insecta, Lepidoptera, Crambidae. Bases 191 to 1735 code for a protein of 514 amino acids. The transcript has 10 exons.
GUUCAUUUGGGAUGCGGAGGCGAGUUUCAAUCAAACCCAGACCGCGCUGCCGCCAUCACGCGUUCGAAAUUUAAAUUUUUGAAUUCGAAUACGGAAUGUUUUAGUUUUUGUUUUGUGAAUUUCGCGUUUGGUUUUUAUUUUAAUUUGUGUUUUUUUUAAUACGUGACAGUGUUUUGAUACUGGCUUGAAGAUGAGAACACCAAUGCUCUCAGCACUGCUGCUGCUGCUAUUCGCCAGCCAGGCGUGGUCCUACAAUGUGCUGUGCAUCUUCCCCACGCCUUCGAAGAGCCACAACCACCUCGGGAAGGGCAUCGUGGACGCCUUACUGGAUGCUGGUCACCAGGUAACAUGGGGCACCCCAUUCCCGUCGAAGACGUCGAAUAAGAAUCUCAGGAUGAUAGAUUUGAGCAGCACGGUGGCCCUAUCUGCAGACAUCGACAUGACCCAGCCGCGCUUCAGGAACGCAGGCCCCGACUUCCUGAAGUCCUUCGCUCGGAACAUCUCCAUCUCUGCUCUGAGCAGCCAGGAGUUGCGGGAUGCUCUCACCAAGCAGCAGUUUGAUGCCGUCGUGACGGAGUGGUUCUUCUCUGACUACGACUGUGGCUACGCAGCAGUCCAGCAAGCUCCCUGGAUCCUCCUCAGUGGGAUGACGAUGCAUCCUCAUCUCGAGAUGUUGGUGGACGAAGUCCGCUCCAUCCAGACCCAUCCGCUGUUGUUCAACGAUUUCCCAGUGCCGAUGACGCUGUGGCAAAGGAUGAUUAACAGCUUCAUAUUUGGGAUGAUGACCAUCAGCAACUGGCGAGACCAGCCCGACAACGAUGCCUACUACCAGUCCGCGUUCGGUCCUCUAGCGAAGGCCCGAGGGCUCUCCCUCCCAGCGUAUCAGGAUGCCCUGCACAACGUGUCCAUCCUCUUCGUCAAUACAGACCCGGCUGUUGACAGGCCUAGGAGUGUUCCUGCCAAUGUCAUUUCGAUUGCUGGAUACCAUAUAGAUGCUAACCCUGGACCUUUGCCUAAGGACCUCCAAACAAUCCUGGACUCCUCCUCCAAAGGCGUGAUCUACUUCAGCAUGGGCUCCGUACUGAAGUCUUCGGCCUUCCCCGAGCACCUCAUCGCUGAUCUCCUUAAGUUGUUCGGGGAACUUCCGUACACUGUGCUCUGGAAGUUCGAGAAGGAACUGGCUGGUGCGCCGAAGAAUGUCCACGUUAGAGCUUGGUUCCCACAAGCUAGUAUUCUUGCCCACCCCAACGUAAAACUGUUCAUCACCCACGGCGGCCUCCUCAGCACGCUAGAGGCAGCCAACGCCGGGGUCCCCAUACUAGCUGUGCCGAUGUUUGGAGAUCAGCCGAGCAACGCGGCUAGAUCCGUCCGAGCUGGAGUCGCUAGGAAGGUGGACUUCUCGCAUCAUAUGGCAGAGGAAUUGAAGAAAGAACUCAAUGAGAUGCUGAGCAAUGAUAGCUACCUGAAGACGGCGCAGUCCGUGUCGAGGUUGUUCCGCAAGCGACCAGUGGCGCCCUCUAAGCUGAUAUCGCAUUACGUCGAAGUGGCGAUUGAAAGUAAAGGUGCCUACCACCUUCGUUCGCCUUCAAAACUGUACGCGUGGUACGAGCGAUACAUGCUGGACCAACUCGCGAUCGUCGGCGCCAUCUUGUACUUAAUUGUCAAAUUGAUAAUGACAGCUGUCAAUGUCAUUAAACGCAAAGUUUCUGGCGGGAAAAAACAGAAGAGGAGCUGAUUUUGUGUUGUGAUUUUAUGGACUGUUAUCAAAUUAGUACAAUUUGUAUACGAGUGGAUGUUAAAGUGUGAAGAAAAAGUUUUUAAUUCAGUUGGUGAUCAACAAAAGUUGUAGGUAGUACAGAAUGUCUUCUUGAGAUUAUGCUCAUUAUUUAGUUAAUAAGUAAAAUUA